CCAAAAGCACAUGCUCAUGCUCAUGAGAUUCGUGAAAAACCUAACCUUAAACCUUAAACUUAAAGACGAAAACUUUAUUUUUGUACUAAGAUAACAAUAUCAUUAGUACUUGCAUAAUACACCAAGAUAAGGUGCUCGUUCAAUGAUCAUGUGUGCUUAACUACUCGCUCAUGCAGUUGACCCAAGUCGAUAGCUGAAUAAUGAUUUCGAGGCAGCUUUACAAAUUGUGCAAAACAAUUGUCCGGACAAAUCGUGCUGUUCACACCAGCGCAAUACAUUUUGAGGAGCCCGAACAUCCAUUUAAAAGAACUGUAAGGAUUUUAACAGAUGAUGUAAGGAACUUCCUGAAAUCACCUCUACGAGGGUUUUCACCUCCCUCAGAUAUUUUCCCUCGGCAUGCUGACAUUCUUAUAAUCGGUGGCGGAGCAGUUGGAUCGUCAAUUGCCUACUUUCUCAAGGAGAAAACCGGAUUGCGUGGUGUUAAUAUUGUCGUCAUUGAGAAGGACACUACCUACUCUAAAUGCUCAACGGUGCUAUCAGUUGGAGGAUUGCGCCAGCAGUUUUCUCUGCCGGAAAAUAUCCAAAUGUCUUUGUUCGGAGCCGAGUUCUUGAGAUCUGUGAAGAAACGAUUCGGACCGGAUUCUGACGUUUAUUUCACUCCAAAUGGAUAUCUCAUGCUUGCUACUGAACACGGUGCUCAGCAGUUGAUAGAUAACUCGAAAAUACAAACGGAACUGGGUGCCGUUAAUAAAGUGUUAAGUAAAAGAGAAUUAAAAGAGAGGUUCCCGUGGAUGGAAGUUGAGGAUGUGGAGGCAGGAUGCUUAGGUCUCGAAAAAGAGGGAUGGUUCGAUCCGUGGGCUUUAUUAGGCAUGCUAAAACGUGGCGCCACUAACAUGGGGACUCAGUACAUCAAUGCGGAGGCUGUUGGUUUUAAUUUUGAGGAUCAGCAGGAUGUAAUUGUCGAUGGGCAAUUAACAGGUACUUACCAACGUUUAGACUCCGUAGACGUGAAGUUGCCGGACGGUGAGGUAAAAACCAUUCAGUUUGCCUAUUGUGUAAUAGCAGCCGGCGCAGAGUCGGGCGAGUUGGCAAAACUUGCUAAAAUUGGAAAUGGGGAAGGUAUGCUCACGGUUCCUCUUCCUGUGGAACGGCGGAAGCGCUACGUGUAUUGCUUCGAAUGUCAAGAACACGGCCCGGGUUUGAAUACACCAAUGACAAUCGAUUACACAGGAGCAUACUUUCGCCGCGAUGGCCUUGGUGGAGCAUUCAUUGCCGGCUUAUCACCACAGCCCGAAGAGGAACCCCCAACAACAAAUUUGGAAGUCGAUCACGAGUUCUUUAACAGUAGACUGUGGCCAUUGCUAGCGCAACGAGUUCCUGCAUUCAAUGCUUUAAAGGUGAGAAGCUCGUGGGCUGGUUAUUACGAUUAUAAUAUGUUUGACGAAAAUGGAAUAAUUGGUGCGCAUCCUUACUUAUUCAAUUUAUAUAUUGCGACCGGAUUUAGCGGUCACGGUAUACAACAAGCACCGGCCGUAGGAAGAGCAGUUGCGGAGUUGAUAAUAGAUGGUGGUUUUCAAACAAUUGAUUUAACAAGGCUAGGGUUCGAUCGUUUAUUGAUAGAUAAGCCGAUGUACGAAGUUUGUAUAGUUUAAAUAAAGUUUAUUUAAUUGUUUA
Photinus pyralis (common eastern firefly) is the source of this 1674-nucleotide messenger RNA. RefSeq names its product FAD-dependent oxidoreductase domain-containing protein 1-like. The record is from RefSeq and is a predicted model, not a curated record. Gene Ontology annotation, molecular function: oxidoreductase activity. Gene Ontology annotation, cellular component: cytoplasm. Bases 201 to 1652 code for a protein of 483 amino acids. The transcript has 6 exons. NCBI's taxonomy places the organism in Eukaryota, Metazoa, Arthropoda, Insecta, Coleoptera, Lampyridae.